AACACAGAAACGACAGAUAGGUCAUCGAACGGAGUUGUUAUCAGAAUCAGAUGCCUUAUUAAAUUAUUAACUGAGCUCAAUUAAAUUAAACAUAAAUACUUUACAAUGACGCUCUACCACUUUGGAAAUUGCCUUGCACUCGUGUAUGCACCGUACCACAUGGCAUACAAGUUCUCUGGAAUAUCGGAAUACGCUACGUUCUCAAAAUGUGUUUACGCGGGAGGCCUGUAUAUCUUCACACAGCUGUGCAAGAUGCUGUUGCUGGCUACAUUCUUCCCCGAUAGCGACAGUAAUCAUAUCACUGGAGAAUACAAUGUGUUUCUGGAAAUUUUGAAAGCUACAGUAGACUUUGCAGACCUUCUGGGAAUUUACUUUGCCCUGAAUUCAGUGCCUGGAAAAGGCCAUGCAAAGAUCCUCACAUCUGCUAUAGGAUGGGCAAGUGCAGAGGUGGUGGUGACGCGCAGCGUGAUGCUGUGGGUGGGCGCGCGCGGCUCGGAGUUCUCGUGGCGCUACGUGCGCGCCUGCGCCGAGUCCAACGUGGCGCUGCUGCACACCGCCGCCUCCGCCGCGCUCGUGUGGCUCAGCACGCGCAGCGACCUGCCGCGCCGCCACGCGCCGCUCGUGCUGGCGCUGCUGGCGCUGUCGCCCUACCGCGGCCUGCUGGAGGACGCCGCCGCCGCGCUGCUGGCGCUCAGCCCCUGGGCGCUGCUGGCGCUGCGCGCGCUGCACGCCGCCGCGCUCGGCCUCACCUCGCUGGCCCUCUAUGCGGUUCUGGCGCAGCAGAUUGGAAUAUGAAUAUUUCAGCACCUCUGUUUGUCUUGUGAUUUUAAGUUAUUAUUCCUAUAUUAAGCGUUAGAAAACGAAUGCAAUCAGUUUAAUAGAUAAUAUUAUGAGUAAAUGUUACUUUUAUUUUAAAA
Molecule: messenger RNA, 917 nt
Organism: Helicoverpa armigera (cotton bollworm)
Lineage: Eukaryota; Metazoa; Arthropoda; Insecta; Lepidoptera; Noctuidae
Product: BOS complex subunit TMEM147
Exons: 4
Coding region: 106-795 (229 amino acids)
Source: RefSeq, a predicted model, not a curated record